This is a messenger RNA of Durio zibethinus, 462 nucleotides long. Its product is annotated as histidine-containing phosphotransfer protein 4-like. The record is from RefSeq and is a predicted model, not a curated record. Lineage: Eukaryota; Viridiplantae; Streptophyta; Magnoliopsida; Malvales; Malvaceae. Gene Ontology annotation, cellular component: nucleus; cytoplasm. Gene Ontology annotation, biological process: phosphorylation; phosphorelay signal transduction system; cytokinin-activated signaling pathway. Gene Ontology annotation, molecular function: protein histidine kinase binding; histidine phosphotransfer kinase activity.
AUGGAGAGAAACCCCAUGGGCAGGCAGCUUGCAAUCAUGAGGCAAUCCCUGUUUGAUCAGGGAUAUCUUGAUGAACAAUUCAUCCAGUUGGAGGAACUCCAAGAUGAUGCUAACCCGAAUUUUGUGGAAGAAGUUGUCACCUUAUACUACCGCGAUUCAGCCAGAUUAAUUCUUAACAUAGAGCAAGCACUGGAGAGGAAACCUUUUGAUUUUAAUAAGUUGGAUGAUUAUAUGCAUCAGUUCAAGGGAAGCAGUUCAAGCAUUGGAGCCAAAAAGGUGAAAGCUGAGAGCACAUUGUUUAGGGAAUAUUGCAAGUCUGGAAAUGGAGAAGGAUGCACGAGGACUUUCCAACAACUGAAGAAAGAAUAUGCAACACUGAGAAAGAAGCUUGAAGCUUAUUUUCAGAUGGCAAGACAAGCUGGGCCAAUGGAGACAGCAUGUCGCCCCAAAUAAGAAGAGAAA